CCGGCCCGGCCCUGCCCUGCGCCUGGCGCCGUAUAAAUAGAGGCAGCGAGCGGCAAGGAGCUCCUGGCAGCCACCAUGAAGCGCCUCAACCUGCUCUGCUGCUGUGUGGCCUCGCUCCUGCUCUUCGGCACUGCAGAGCUGCACGCCCCUGGCACGGACCAUGCUGGUGCUGCUGCUGAAGGCCCCCUGCCAGCUGCAGAGCCCAGGCUGGAGGAGAAGGCAGCCGGCAGCAGCCCUGAGGAGGACCGAGAUGGUGGCUCCCCCAACGCCUCCUCGCCUGCUGCCGUUGAGGAGGGACAGGGAGAUGGGGAGGAAGAGCUGGCGGGUGGCCUGAGUGAGGACCUGGGGCCUGGGGAUGGACAGAUGGAGGAGACCACCAUGGAGAAGGGCCAGGAGGGGACUGGUGCGGCACAGGGUCCAGGGGAGGAUGCCGUGUUGGGCACCCCUGAGGCAGCGCAUCAUGAAGGGAAUGGCGGGCCUGGCCCACAAGAUGGACUCCACACCAGGGAGGAAGAGGAGUCUGGUGGCAAGAAAGGAGCCUCUGAGGAGCAAGGGCAGCCUGGGGAAGAGAAAAUGGAGGAGCCAAAAGCAACAUCUGCUCCCAGUGGGGAAGAGCAGAGCUCAGAGGAAGAGGAUGACCAGGGGGAGUCUGAGGAAGAUGGAGGUGAGGGAGAGUCCAAGGAGGAAAGAGAGUCUGAGGAGGAGUCUGAGGAACAGGAUGCUGGGCCAGGGGGGGCAGAGGAUGAAGGUGAAGGGAAUGACAAGAAAACAGACGGCACUUCUAGCAAAAAGAGCCGUGGCAAACCAGCAGCUGCCAGCAAGGGAGAAGCCAGGGGUGGCCCUGUCAGCUGCCAGCACCCACCCUGUGGGGACACAGCAGAAGACCCGCCAGCAGCAAUGGGAGACCCACCAGCAGAAGAUCCACCAGCAGCGGUGGAAAACCCACCAGCAGCAGAAGACCCACCAGCAGUGGUGGAAAACCCACCAGCAGCAGAAGACCCACCAGCAGUGGUGGAAAACCCACCAGCAGCAGAAGACCCGCCAGCAGCAGAAGACCCACCAGCAGCAGAAGACCCGCCAGCAGCAGAAGACCCACCAGCAGCAGAAGACCCACCUGCAGCAGAAGACCCACCAGCAGCAGAAGACCCACCUGCGGACAAGCCAUCACUGGUAGAAACGGAAAGCCCAGCUGCUGCCAUGCUCCGGCACAGGCAGAUAGAAGAGGCUGAAGAUGCCAGCAAGCUGACCAAGCGUGACCGGUCCCACUUGGAGAACACCCUCAAGCUGAACGAGGACAAACCCGCCGAUGAUUUCUCAGGAGUACUGCAGCGGCUGAGGAAGAUCUACCACUCCUCCAUCAAGCCUCUGGAGCAGUCCUACAGAUACAACGAGCUGAGGCAGCAUGAGAUCACAGCUUAUCCUGGACGCACCCUGGGCUCUUCUGCCACAGAUGGGGAGAUCACUUCCAAGCCAAUGGUGCUAUUCCUGGGACCCUGGAGCGUUGGCAAAUCCUCUAUGAUAAACUACCUCCUCGGGCUGGACAAUACUCCCUACCAGCUCUACACAGGGGCAGAACCCACCACCUCUGAAUUCACUGUCAUCAUGCAUGGCCCCAAGCUAAAGACCAUUGAGGGCAUCGUCAUGGCUGCCGACAGUGCCCGCUCCUUCUCUCCCCUGGAGAAGUUUGGGCAGAACUUCUUGGAGAAGCUGAUAGGGAUUGAGGUGCCCCACAAGCUGCUGGAGCGAGUCACCUUCGUGGACACGCCAGGCAUCAUUGAAAACCGCAAGCAGCAAGAACGAGGUUACCCGUUCAAUGACGUGUGCCAGUGGUUCAUUGAUAGAGCUGAUCUCAUCUUCAUUGUCUUUGACCCUACGAAGCUGGAUGUGGGCUUGGAGUUGGAGAUGCUCUUUCGCCAGCUGAAGGGCCGUGAAUCUCAGAUUCGAAUCAUCCUGAACAAAGCUGACAGCCUGGCUACCCAGGAGCUCAUGAGAGUCUACGGUGCCCUAUUCUGGAGCCUGGCUCCUCUCAUCAAUGUCACGGAGCCGCCCAGAGUGUACGUGAGCUCCUUCUGGCCCCAGGACUACCAUCCGGAUACCCACAGAGACCUGUUCCUCAAAGAAGAGAUAUCGCUCCUGGAAGAUCUCAACCAGGUGAUUGAGAACAGGAUGGAAAAUAAGAUCGCCUUCAUACGCCAGCACGCCAUCCGGGUGCGCAUCCACGCCCUUUUGGUCGAUCGCUAUCUACAGACCUACAAGGACAAAAUGACCUUCUUUAGCGAUGGAGAACUGGUGUUCAGGGACAUUGUGGAAGAUCCUGACAAGUUCUUUAUCUUUAAAUCCAUUCUGGCAAAGACCAAUGUCAGCAAAUUUGACCUCCCCAACCGUGAGGCUUACAAGGACUUCUUUGGCAUCAACCCAAUCACCAGUUUUAAGCUGCUGUCUCAGCAGUGUUCCUACAUGGGAGGGUGUUUCCUAGAGAAGAUCGAGAAGGCCAUCACUCGUGAGCUUCCCGAUCUCUUGGGAAGCAUUGGCUUGGGAAAGAAGCCCAAUGUUCUCUCCUGCGACAUCACUGGCUGUGGUGAAACUCCAAAGAAUCGCUACAGGAAGCCCUAAGGUGUUUCUGUGAUCUGACCGUCCACGUGUUCCUAUCGGUGAAUGAGCUUAUGUCUUAUCUGUCCAAGAAGCCGUGGUUUGUUAACCCUUUGAGUGCCACACUGGCAAAGGCUGCUGUACGAUGAGGACGUUGAGUCAUUGACAUCGAUGGCAGGGGAAGAUGGGUGGGCAUAAGAAAGAGAAUAAAAACUGUGAAUUCCUGA
Messenger RNA from Neopsephotus bourkii (Bourke's parrot), 2816 nucleotides. It is a transcript of the gene SRL, whose product is annotated as sarcalumenin. The record is from RefSeq and is a predicted model, not a curated record. Bases 76 to 2613 code for a protein of 845 amino acids. NCBI's taxonomy places the organism in Eukaryota, Metazoa, Chordata, Aves, Psittaciformes, Psittacidae. The transcript is spliced from 8 exons. Gene Ontology annotation, molecular function: GTP binding.